Clupea harengus (Atlantic herring) is the source of this 2637-nucleotide messenger RNA. RefSeq names its product zinc finger protein 483-like. The coding region runs from base 369 to 2525 and encodes 718 amino acids. Gene Ontology annotation, biological process: regulation of transcription by RNA polymerase II. Gene Ontology annotation, cellular component: nucleus. NCBI's taxonomy places the organism in Eukaryota, Metazoa, Chordata, Actinopteri, Clupeiformes, Clupeidae. Gene Ontology annotation, molecular function: DNA-binding transcription factor activity, RNA polymerase II-specific. The record is from RefSeq and is a predicted model, not a curated record. The transcript is spliced from 3 exons.
AAUGGUUACAAACUGGGAGCCUUUUUAUGUAAUAGGCAUGUUGAACUUUAUUUGGUCCGGCUUGCAUGGUUCAUAUAGUUGGGCUACACGGGUGACUUGACCAAAGAUACUCCGCUAACAUUUCAGUAGUGAUUUCAGUAGUGAUUUCAGUAGUGAUUUUAGUAGUGAUUUCAGUAGUGAUUUUAGUAGUGAUUUCAGUUAAAUGCUCAUAUGUCCCCCUGCCAGUAAUACACACCCAGGCGGAGCAGCCCUGCAGCCAGUCUUCUCAAGAUGGAGAAAAUGACCACCAGAGCAGACGUCCAUACCUAACCACAGCUCCCGAAGACGACAAGGAAACCUCACAGCCCGAGCUAACUGGUUGGCAACCCAUGAAGGAUGUUCUGCCUGAAGGUGAAAUAAAUCACACUAGCAAAAACGGACACAUGAGCAAUAAUGAUGACGCCAAUACUACUCCAAGGGAAGCCGCCAUCAGUAUCCCAGAGAAAGCCCCUGUUGCCCAGCCCUUGUCGAUACCCACUGAUUCAGACACAUGCGUUGACUCCCAUCAGUACAGGAACGACCCACCGGAGAUUGGAACCCCAGAUAGUACAGACAUAAGUGCAGGCGCUGGAAGUGGAGAAGGCCAACACAGAGAAACUUCAUCUCAUGCUCCAGGAUGGUCAGUGAUUCCUGGCUCCCCAUGCCACGUUCACAGUUCAGCUGUAGAGAAUACAGCUUCUCCGCCUCUGUGUCCUGUUGGACCUUGUCAGAGCUCUGCAAAAGAAUCUCAGGUUCACGUUUCAACAUCUCCACCCAUGAUCACACAAAGCAAGAUUCAGGUGAUGGCCACGCCAGUAAGGAUUCAGGUAGCACCUCCUCUUCCUCUUCAUCCUUCGCCUCCUCCCCCCCCUCCUCUCACCAGAUGCCCCACUCUCCCACCUCCUCGAUCUUUGCAUUCACAUCCACAUCCACCUCCACUGGUUUGCCACCACUCUGUCUCCAGGGGAACACCUGCACAACUUGUUCAGUUGCCUCAGAUUCGUACUCCAUUCCAACAGAUUCCAAUUCCAUCAGACAUUCUUCCGCCUCCGUUACCCCAGCAACUGCCUCCGUUCCAAGUGCCGUCAGCUACCUCUUCUAUUCUUACAUCACAAGUCCCUGCUCCAUUUUCACUGUCCUGUCAGAAAAGACACAUUGACAGUCCAAAAGAUCAGCUACCUGAUCCUACGGAGAGUCUGCCUGUCUUACUCGACCCAAGAUCUGAUCUAUCGGAAGAUGACCCGGUGUCGCCGUUGCCUUCUUAUCCUCUGUUUGACGGUUUCUGUGAGCCGUCACAAGAGUUGCCCUCCACCAGUGCUUCACCAGAUUCAACGGAGGGAGCCACUUCUAAUGGUCCAGCUGAUGCACCGAAACAAGUAUCAAGUGACUUUAAAUCAGUCGUACAGAAGUUGAGGUUACAUUUGAUGACUCAUCAUACAUCCACCAGGUCACGCAAUAUGCAGUCGAAGCCGAAAUGUUACAGCCGAGAUGGUUCAGGAACAUCAGUGCUCAGGGAGAAAAAGCGCCAGGAAUCAAAUAUGGGAGAAGGGAAGGAAGAUGGAGGCUUGGUAAAUCCUGGAGGCUUGGAUGCCACUGUAAAGAAUCCCAAUGUCACAAGCAAGAAGAGAUCCCACCAGCCUAGCAGGAUCCAGACUAACAAGAACCAAGAUCAGCCUAGAAGGUUAAGUGCUAGGAAGUCAAAGCCAGUAUAUCGUUACCUGGUGGAUCUGGAAACACCUAAACCCAAUGCAGAAAAUAUUCAGCAAGCAAAUUACACAAGUGUAUGCACAUUAGAUGGUCCCGCAAAGGUUCACAAGGAAACGGGCAAGAAGAGUUACAAUCAGCCUAGCAGGAACCAAUCUGACAAGAACCAACCUGAGAAGAACCAACCUCCCAAGGGCCAACCUGGCAAGAACCACAGACACAAGAACCAGUGUGAGGUGUGCGGGCGGGUCCUGAGCAGUGCCUCUUCUCUGGAGCACCACCAGAGAGUCCACAGAGGGGAGAGACCCUUCGUCUGUCACGUGUGUGGGAAGGCUUUUCCUGACGGGAAAGGCCUCAGACGUCACCUUCUCAUUCACACAGCAGACAAGCGUCAUCGGUGCUCGGAGUGUGGCAAAACGUUUGUCUAUCGCUUCCACCUCACCAGUCACCAGGUUACCCACACAGGUGAGAGGCCUUUUCCCUGUAGCGUCUGUGGAAAACGCUUAACAACCAAGUCAACGCUGGCCGCUCACACACGUCUGCACACAGGAGAAAAGCAUUUCAGCUGCGAUCUGUGUGGCAGGACAUUCAUGCACCGGAAGUCAUUCAACACCCACAUGCAGAGACACAGAGGAGAGAGGCGUUAUGUUUGCUUGACCUGUAACAAACGAUUUCAGGACCUCAACCACCUGAAGGCGCACAAGCGCACACACACCGGGGAGAGGCCAUAUCAGUGCAAGAUGUGUGGCAAGAGAUUCAUACAGUCAGGACAUCUCAAGAAACAUGCCAAGACACAACACUAAGGAUUUAUCAUAGUACUGGAAAAUGAGGCAGAUCAUUUUGGCAGAAAUAAUUGAUGUAUGAUUGGUAUAUCAAUAUGAUAUUCCAGGUUUACUUUGUUGUAUCAGUUUUCAU